Dicentrarchus labrax (European seabass) is the source of this 3230-nucleotide messenger RNA. It is a transcript of the gene tmem129, whose product is annotated as transmembrane protein 129, E3 ubiquitin protein ligase. Lineage: Eukaryota; Metazoa; Chordata; Actinopteri; Moronidae. The transcript is spliced from 7 exons. Gene Ontology annotation, cellular component: endoplasmic reticulum; membrane. Bases 58 to 1152 code for a protein of 364 amino acids. Gene Ontology annotation, molecular function: ubiquitin protein ligase activity. The record is from RefSeq and is a predicted model, not a curated record. Gene Ontology annotation, biological process: protein ubiquitination.
CGCGUAGAGGAAGAAACAUAUGAGGAAGUAGACGGCAGUAGUGAACGUAGAUAAAGUAUGGAGAGUCCAGAGUUAAAUUUUACUUUGGCCUACAUAGUGUUCUCUCUCUGCUUCGUGUUUACGCCCAAUGAGUUCCGAACGGCCGGUUUAACCAUCCAGAACCUGUUCUCGUCCUGGCUGGGGAGUGAGGAUGUGGGCUUCACCCAGUACCACAUCAGGAGGACCAGCAUUACCGUACUGGUCCACUCCGCACUUCCUUUAGGUUACUACAUGGGGAUGUGUAUCGCUGCUCCAGAAAAAAACCUGGGAUACAUUCACCAGGUGAGAGACAGCUGGAGAGCCUUUCUCCUCCUCUCUCUCUUCCUCCAGUUGGCCAGCUGGACGCUCGUCAUCUACUGGUCCCGCCGUCACUGGCACAACCAUCCAAUGAGCCGGGCCCUACAGGCCCACGUACAGCCUCCUCACUCCAACUGGGGCGCUGUGGCAACUAGCAUAAACACUGAGUUCAGACGCAUAGAUAAGUUUGCUACAGGGGCGCCUGGAGCCAGAGUCAUUGUUACUGACAGCUGGGUGGUGAAGGUGACCACAUAUCACGUCUACAUGGCCUUACAGAGUGAUUGUCAUGUGACUGUGACAGAGUCUAGACAGCACCAGCUUAGUCCAGACUCGGUCUCCCCUGCACAGAUCUUGACUCUGAGAGUGGAAAGCAUCAACCCGGCUGUCAGAUCCUUUGAUAUCAGGCUUAACUCUACAGAGUAUGCAGAGCUCAGAGAGAAGCUCCAUGCUCCCAUCAGAAACUCAGCCAAUGUAGUGAUCCACCAAACCAUCAGUGAACUCUUCCUGGAAACAUUCAGAGCUCAGGUGGACCUCAACCAGCCAUACACGCUCCCCAGUGGACAGGAGAUGGAGCCCUGUAUCGGCUGUAUGCAGGUUCCGGCAAACACCAAGCUCGUCAGUCUCUGCCACACAGAAGGAGCUGAGAAUGAGUGCCAGCAGUGUUUCUGUAGACCCAUGUGGUGUCUUUCCUGUCUGGGUCGAUGGUUUGCAAGCCGCCAAGACCAGCAAAGACCUGAGACCUGGUUGUCCAGCAGGGUCCCCUGCCCCACCUGUAGAGCCAGAUUCUGUAUACUGGACGUCUGUGUGGUGCGCUGACAAGACCCACAUACAGAUCUGAAGUGAGGUGCGUUUUUAAGCAACAUACAGCAAAAAUCCUCUGGAGGAGAAGGAAUGGACAGGACACUGGACUGAACUUGGUUAUGUACCUGCCUAUUCUGUGCUUUCAAUAAGGAGCGAUCAUUUAGAGUAAUGAUGUAACACUUUCAAAAACAUUUGGUUUGAAUCUUAACAUAGUGUAAAGUGGCAUGAUCAGUGUGACAUUUUGCUUGUUUGGUGUGUGAUCCCGAAAAUCAAAGUGAAAAAUAUGAUUUAGAAACUUGAAGUCACCAGUGCACAUACACUGAGAAUGGACUUAGAUAUCGUGUGUCUAGCAAGAAAACCCAAAAUUGACCCAAAUUUGUAUAUUCAUAGUUUUUUAAUGAGGUAGAAGGAGUAGAUGACUCCAAGGGUUUUAAUGUGGAAAUUGUACUUUUUUUUUAACCUGACAAUGUCAGGGUAAACCAAUCCUCAGAGAAGGUGGCUAAUAAAUGAUGUGGUAUUGGAUGGCAUACUUGAUACCCAAUCCCACAUUUUAGGCAGUAUCGGAGGGAUUUUAAUUACUGGUAUCAGCAUCCUUCAAUCAUUUCAGUUGUGGUUUGAAUAAUAGGACAGUUGUUGAAAUUUGGGGAAAUUGCCCAAAUAAUGACUGUCCGUGCGUCCUGGAAAAUCUGGAAAUUUAGAGACUAGUUUUACAGUCAUGGAAACACCUGGAAAUUGAUUAAAAUUAAAUAAUCUAUUUUGUCCUGAAAAAUGUUAAUUGUAUUUUAGCCCCUCACUCAGGUUGCCUACAGUUGGUAGCUGCGUGGUGUGACACUUCAAAGUGGGUUAACCAGACGUGAAACAGAACGGAAAAACGUUUUUAAUGCUCCCCUUUCCUUUUGGCCAUGUCAGGCAAUAUAACUGUUCACACCAGACGCAGAGUGGAGCAGAUUUGCAGCAGUCUUUGUGGUGUCAUAAUGAACCUGAGGCAGGCAUAAAACUGAACUUAAAGUUAAUGCUACGCCUACCGAUAAAUUAUAUUGUGUCCGGAAUUUACUCCUGGAAAAUUAUGUAAAAGAGUGGCAACACUGGAAGAAGUUUUCUUUUUUCUCUUUUCUGCUCUAAUACAAGCUUUGAUGUGUGUUGUUGGUGUGUGUGUUUUAUACCACUGCAUUGCAAUGAAAUAUUUGUUUGUGUUGUAAAAUAUGAAUCAUGGGGACUGUGUAUACAGAACGCAUGUAUCCUUUUUAUUAGUUUAAAGGUCCAGUGUAACAUUUAGGAGGAUCUAUUGUCAGAAAUGGAAUACAAUAUUCAUAGGUACAUCAAAAUUGUACAAACGCACAGCAACUACACUGCUAGAUGCCACUGAAAUUUACACACUGAACCUUUAAACUUCAGAAUCAGAAUCAGAAAUACUUUAUUGAUCCCCAGGGGGGGAAUUUGUUAAACUUGGUCAAACAGUUACAACAAGGGUAGGUAGUAGGUAGAUGGGGUACAUAAGAGAAAAUGUAAAAUAAAAGGGCAGUUUAGUACCGGAUUAAAGGAUGCAUGGAAAGAGAUUGCAAGCAGAAUUGAUGCUAGCUUUAUGCCUUAUAGCCCUGAGGAAAAUAGGCAAAAAUAGUCCAACAUCAUAUCAAAAGUGAAUGUAAUUCUCAUCUUUUUUUAAAGAUACAUUUUAAAAAUAUAACAGUGGUCAUGAUGAGCAAUGUUAACAUGCCACUGUUAUAUAGCCAUAAAUGUGUUUGUGAAGGUGCAAUGUAGGAGCCCAGCAGGCCCUAACCUAUAUUCUAAAUCUGUCAGUGAGAGUGAAAGUGAAGAAAGUUCACUUCUGUUAGAUAUGGUAAGAUUCACAGAUCCCAUUGGUGCAACCAAAAGUUGAAGAUGCAGUGCUGAUGUUUUUAGUAUGAUGCAUCAUUUCUAACAUCUUUGCAUUGGUAAAAAACUAUUUGUAUAUAAUUAUUUGUUGACAUCCUAAGCCUUUAUUAUACAGAAAUGUGACCAGUAAUUUUAUUUGUAGAUUGAUAUUUCCUCUCUAAACUGUUCCUCAAGCUGCUGAAGAAGAACCAAAAUAAUAAAGUCAAACGAUCUGUACCACA